Bipolaris oryzae ATCC 44560 is the source of this 1302-nucleotide messenger RNA. RefSeq lists its product as uncharacterized. The record is from RefSeq and is a predicted model, not a curated record. NCBI's taxonomy places the organism in Eukaryota, Fungi, Ascomycota, Dothideomycetes, Pleosporales, Pleosporaceae. Bases 1 to 1302 code for a protein of 433 amino acids. The transcript has 2 exons.
AUGGCGACUCUCUACGACGAUGUCAGCGGGUCGCGCUACCUGUCGACAUCCAUCUCAUCGCUGUCGGCAUCACGGCAACAAGCCUCCCAAAUCGCCAAAGCCUACCGCCAGGCCGCCCAGCUCUUCCUGACGCGCCGCCUGCCAGAGGCACUCUCCACAAUCGAGCCCAUUAUCACUCCGCCACCCGUAGACGACACCAAUGGCCCCAAUGGAGACCUUAUAGGACAUGCGCCCGUAGCAACCGCGUCUCGCGGCACCCGGAUCAAGGUCUGGAGCUUCUACCUCACCUUCUUGAAUGCCGUCAUCGAACUGGGUGCCGAGGAGGGUAAGCAUGCCUUUGGCAGCACCCGCUGGAAGCAGCUAGUGUCUAAAUGCCGUGACGGUAGCAUCUGGGACGAUGUUGUGCGCGAUGGCUAUGCUGGAGUCGAGGGUGACGUGGAUGCCGAUGUUGUUGUGAACCUAGCCACGCUGCUACUCACGCAUGCUCCCUCCCAGCGACUCAACCAGCAGAAGCUUGAGACAUACCUCUCAGCAUCUGCCACGCCCACACUCGAUAUCGCCUCCCAUAUGGCCUCGCCGUCAUACCAAGAGAAGCGCCCCGGUCACCACAGGCAGCACACCGGCACAGACACCCCGCGCGACCUCGAAAAGCGCAUCAAACUGCUCGAACUAUACACGCUACACGUCCUGCCCCGUAACGACGAGUGGGACUAUGCCCGCGAGUUCAUCAGCAUGUCAGAGGUCCUGGAUGACGAGCGCAAGGAGGCUUUCCUGCUUGCUUUGCAUUCGCUCAAGGAUGAAAAGGAGGAUACCGAGGCAAGAGAGGAGAAGCUGCGCCAGCAACAGCAAGAACAGAUGGAGCAACGCCGUAGAGAAACCGAGGCAAGGCGUCUCGAACAGUCUCGCGCAGAGGACGAGCGCCGGAAACGCGAGGAAGAAAACCGCCGCCAACCCCGAGGCUCAGACGAACGUUUCCGCAAACAACAACCCACCCCUCAACCCGUCUCCUCGCAAUCUUCUCGAACCUCACGCACUCCGCCCAAGAAAUCUAUGAGUCCUCCGCCGGGCUUCUACAACCGCGCUUCCACCGUGCUCGCUAAUAUCCAAAACUUGAUAUCUAAUACUGCACAUUCCAUGACUGCAAAUCCAAUGGCUUUUUUCCGCACCCUCCUCUUCUUGCUCGCAUUUGGCCUUGCAUUCGGCAGACGGGACCUCCGAGAAAGGAUAAUGAGGAUCAUACGUAAUGCAUGGGACAAGGUUCGGCGCACAGUCGGCAUGGGUGUGAAGGUUUCCUAUAUUUAA